Messenger RNA from Brachypodium distachyon (stiff brome), 2384 nucleotides. RefSeq lists its product as uncharacterized. Bases 235 to 2088 code for a protein of 617 amino acids. The record is from RefSeq and is a predicted model, not a curated record. The transcript has 11 exons. Lineage: Eukaryota; Viridiplantae; Streptophyta; Magnoliopsida; Poales; Poaceae.
UUAGAUAUCCAUGAAACCUCUCUCUAUCUCCCUCUCCCUCCAUUUUUAGUCUUUCAUAAUCCAGACGCCAAGGCCAAAAAGAAGAAAGGAAAUUAAGAGAGACAUACACACAUAAGGUUCUUGAUCAUUCAUCUUUGGUAGUACUACAAGACAGGGAUCGAUUAAUCCGAGAGGAAGAGGAGUCGAUCAAUUACGUUUUGGCGUUAGCGUUUGGGAGCUAGGGGUCGUCCGGAGAUGAAAUCGCCAUUGCGGAGGCUGCGGGGCUUUGGCCACCACUACCCCAGGGAGCGGAAGGCGCACCACCCGCCGCCCGCCAAGCUCGACGAGCUCGCCGACGCCGCCCAGGAUGUGGAAGAAAUGAGGAACUGUUAUGAUUGCCUGCUUUCGGCUGCAGCUGCUACAACAAAUAGCGUAUAUGAGUUUUCUGAGGCUUUGGAGGAAAUGGGAAGUUGCUUACUUACAAAAACUGCUCUAAAUGAUGACGAUGAUGAUAGUGGUAGAGUGCUGAUGAUGCUCGGAAGGGCCCAGUUUGAACUAACAAAGUCUGUGGAUAGCUAUCGUACAAAUAUCAUUCAUACAAUCACGACCCCGUCGGAGUCUCUUCUCAAGGAGCUACAAACUGUAGAGGAAAUGAAGCAACAAUGUGACAUGAAAAGGGAUGCGUACGAAGCCAUGAGGUCAUCUUAUAGAGAAAAAGGGCAGUCAAGGAAUCCCAAAACCGAAUCGUUCUCCACAGAACAGCUGCAAGCUUCUUUUGUUGAAUACCAAGAGGAUGCAGCGCUGUUCAUAUUUCGCUUGAAAUCGUUGAAGCAAGGGCAAUUCCAUAGUCUUUUAACACAGGCUGCUCGCCACCAUGCUUCUCAGUUGAGUUUUUUCAGGAGAGGACUUAAGUGUCUUGAGUCGCUUGAACCUCACGUAAAAGCAAUAGCCGAGAAACAUCACAUUGACUGUCAGUUCGUCGGCCUUGAGGAUAAUGAAUCUGACAACGAUGGUUCCAGCUCUUACCAGGAUACUUGUAGCGAUGAUGGAGAACUGAGUUUCGACUAUGAAAUAAAUGAUAGAGACCAAGCUUUAAUUGGUUCAAGAGGUUCAAUGGAUUUGGAUAAAGAAGAUUUUCCUGAGGAGCUCGGCGAGUGGAAGAAGCAGGCUGGGAUAACUUCCCCAACGCCAGUAAAAGAGAUCAUGCAGGAAGAGGUGAAACUGUUGACGAAGGCAGAGACAGUAGCUCCACAAGUGAAACCAGAGAUCAGUACACAUUCAGCUCCAAUUUUUGCUGACCAUUUUCUUGAUCAAACUGAGAGGCUUCGGCAACUGAGACCAUCUUCAGCCAAGCAUUCAUACAAACUACCAACACCAGUCGAUGAUAACUACCCCAGAUCAGCGGUUGUUCACAGAUCACAUCAUUCUGCACAGUUCUUUGAAAGUAAACCCAGAGCUGCAGCCAACUUGUGGCAUUCAUCUCCACUGGAAAAGGCAAGCACCGUCAGACUACCAUCAAGUUCUGAUUUUAAUAAAAAGUUAAAGAGGGAGGCCUGGUCUGGUCCAAUUCCGGGUAAAGCAGGAUCAAGCAAGUCCUUAUUUCAACCUGAUCAGAGUUCAUCCACGGGCCAACAUCCUCAUGACAUGCCGGCGAAAUCGUAUGGCCACGCUCGGCAGUCGUCAUCCCUUUCCCCCAAGAUGUCACCACUUUCAACAGUAUCCCCAAAGAUCAGUGAGCUUCAUGAACUGCCUAGGCCUCCAGCCAAUGUGGAGCCCCUUCGUCCUUCUGGCCUGGUUGGCUACUCUGGUCCUCUGGUAUCAAAGCGUCAAGCUCCUAUGGCGCCGGCCCGUGCCUCACCAACAGCAUCGCAGACAGCUUCGCCGCUUCCGCGACCGCCUGCUGCCUUUGCACGCAGUUACUCCAUACCCUCCAACAGCCAAAGAAUACCCAUCGUUACUGUGAAUACUUUGCUGCUGGAUGCUAGAAAUAGCAGAGAGGGCAGUGAAGUUUCUUCCCCACCACUGAUUCCUUUGUCAUUUGCUGAUUUGUCUCAACGGUCAACAGCCAAAACAACUAUGGGAAGCACAAGGAGAAAGGAAACCUUGUGACAACUACCUGCCGGUUGCAAACUGUUCUUAGACAAUUUUGUAUGUAAUUAGGGGUGUACUAUAGGUUCUUGUUCACAAUAUUCUUUGGCUUUAACGUCUCUCUUGUGAAAGAAAUAAAAUAAAGGCGGCGAAGCAAUGUAAUACGAGUCUGUAGUGGGAAAAAUACUUUGAUCUAUUGGCUGUGGUAUAUGUAGCUAGUUCUUAGAUUAGACAGUUACAGUGUUAGUUCCGUCUUUCCCCCCUCCCUUCCUUUCCAGAUAUUAUUAUGAUGAUUACUCGGUAUUACGGAAACUCGA